This is a messenger RNA of Blastocystis hominis, 651 nucleotides long. RefSeq lists its product as hypothetical. Gene Ontology annotation, cellular component: endoplasmic reticulum. The record is from RefSeq and is a predicted model, not a curated record. Lineage: Eukaryota; Bigyra; Opalinata; Blastocystidae. Gene Ontology annotation, molecular function: phosphatidylinositol-4-phosphate phosphatase activity. The transcript is spliced from 4 exons. Bases 1 to 651 code for a protein of 216 amino acids. Gene Ontology annotation, biological process: phosphatidylinositol dephosphorylation.
AUGGACCCCAUGUUUAUGUUUAACUCCCCCAUUAUUGGUGCUCUCGCUCCAUUCAAGCAUUUCUUCCCUCGCGAUCUGAUUCCAAUCACCAUCUUCGGUUUCAUGAAGAUCAUCCCCGCUCUCUCUCUCCACGGCACGCCAUUCACGCUCACUCUGAUUUCCCGUCGCAGCAUUUACCGUAACGGUCGUCGCUUCAACACGCGAGGCAUCGACUCCGAAGGCCAUGUGGCGAACUUCGUGGAAACCGAGCAGAUCGUCGCUACCGACUCCGGCAUCGUUUCUUCUUUCGUUCAGAUCCGUGGUAGCAUUCCUCUGCAGUGGACGCAGAAUCCGUACAUGAAAUACAACCCCAAAAUCCUCGUGGACGAUGACCACUCGCUUCUGAGCGUCCAUUUCGAUCAUCUGGUUCAGAAGUACGGCCGCGUGAUCGUGGUGAAUCUCAUCGACAAGAAGAAGGACCAGCUGAUGAUCGGAGAGGCGUUUGAAACGGCUUGCAAGGACGACGAGAACGCAGCGAAGCUGGACUAUUUCUGGUUCGAUUUCCACGCGGAGUGCAAGAACAUGCACUACGAAAACAUCGCGAAGUUGGUGGAGAUGACCGAGACGCCGGUGAAGCAAGGAGAGUGGGCGUUGCACGGUUCUUGCAAGUAG